Penaeus monodon (black tiger shrimp) is the source of this 543-nucleotide messenger RNA. RefSeq names its product cuticle protein 18.6-like. Gene Ontology annotation, cellular component: extracellular matrix. NCBI's taxonomy places the organism in Eukaryota, Metazoa, Arthropoda, Malacostraca, Decapoda, Penaeidae. The coding region runs from base 1 to 543 and encodes 180 amino acids. The transcript has 2 exons. The record is from RefSeq and is a predicted model, not a curated record.
AUGAUACCUGACUGGGAGAACGAAAUAAGGUCGUUUACGCUGACAAAAUCCGCGAACAGUUCCUCUCGUGCUUAUGGAUUUUAUUUUGGAAUUCUCUGUUCCCUUCCGCAGCUGAUCCUCCUGUUGGGCGCCCUCACGGCCCUGGCCUCCGCCGUGCCCCGUCCCGACACUCCUCCCGUCUACGGCCCUCCUCACCCGACCUACAAGCAGCCAGGAAUGCCGUUCGACUUCAGCUACGCCGUCAGGGACUACUCGGGCAACGACUACGCCCAUCAGGAGACCAGCGACGGUCACGUCACCUCCGGAUCGUACAGAGUGGCUCUUCCCGACGGCCGAACCGAGAUCGUGGAAUUCAACGCCGAUCACGACAACGGCUACGUCGCCAACGUCGCCUACGAAGGGGAGGCCUCCUACCCCGCUCCCGCCCCCUCCUACCACCCCGCACCCUCCUACCACGCCCCCUCUCCCUCCUACCACGCCCCUCCUCCCUCCUACCCACCACCCACUUCCUAUCCAUCUCCCCCACCCCACCCACACCAAUAA